Messenger RNA from Medioppia subpectinata, 1019 nucleotides. NCBI's taxonomy places the organism in Eukaryota, Metazoa, Arthropoda, Arachnida, Sarcoptiformes, Oppiidae. The record is from the annotation of a GenBank genome assembly.
AUGAGAUCUUCGGUGACAUUACAUAACCGUCUGUUAGAGUCCGUAAUCAGAGCUCCGAUCGCUUUCUUUGACAAAUACCCGAUCGGAAUGAUUCUCAAUCGGGUUUCACGUAUAAUCGAUGACUUACUUCCGUCUAAUGCUUUCGAUAGCAUUCAGAUACUAAUGGAUUGCUUCGCUAUACUUGUGCUCUGCAUUCUCGUUGAUUAUUGGAUAGUUAUUCCCACUCUUGUACUAUUAGUGCUCUUAAUAAUUGUCCGACAGUUCAGUUUGGGAACCAUUAGGACACUGAAAAAAGUUGAGGGCACGGCUAGGAGUCCCACAUUCAGUCACUUGGCCUCAACGUUGAACGGCUUGACAACCAUCCGGUCAUUCGGUGCCGAAAAGGACUUCUCAGCCAAGUUUGACAGUCUUCAGGACCAGCACUCGAACACAUACUUCCAGUUCAUGACAUCCACGCGUUGGUUCGGUAUUGUAUUGGACCAGCUCUGCCUCCUUUACACCAUAGCGCUAACCAUUGCACUCGUGAGCGGCGAUUUGGACGCUCAGAGCGGCAGCGCGAUCGGACUGACUCUUUCGCAGGCGUUUCAGUUGACGACAAACUUUCAGUGGGGUAUUAGACAGUCGGCUGAAGUCGAGACUCAGAUGACAUCCGUUGAAAGAGUCGAUGAAUUGCGAAGAAUUGACAGAGAAUUUGAGAGUGAAGUCAAACCACCGAAAGGUAUGACUGGCCAUCAAAAGGACAAAUAGUGAUGAAAGACGUGAGCCUUCAUUACGAGGGAAGCGAUUCUCCAGUUCUUCAUAACAUUAAUCUUGAGAUAAAAGGCGGCGAAACUGUGGGUAUAGUCGGCCGGACGGGCGCCGGAAAGUCAUCCGUAAUCACAACUCUGUUCCGAAUGACCGCUCCGUCCGGUGUUAUAGAGAUCGACGGCAUCGACACCUCUGCCAUCAGUUUGUCUUAUUUGCGACAAAACAUUUCAAUCAUACCUCAGGAACCGAUACUCUUCACGGAAACUGUGCGC